UCUCCACUCUCGCAUAACAUAAAUAAGUAAUGGACGACGAAAACAGCAAUUCUGACGACGACUUCUGCUCCUACUCUCCCCGCUGCGCAGCCGCCGCGGCGCCCGGGCACGCGCCUUUCGGGGCCCUUGCCCCUUCGCGCGGCCCAGCGCCUAACUAGCGCUGCCCGGGGCGCUGCCCCUGGCACGUGUGGCCCCUCUUUGGCAAGCCGCACACGCGGCAAUGGUAGACCCCCUUUGGCUUGGCGGCGUCCGCCCCGCCGGCGGAGCCUGCGCCUCGGCCGCGUCCGCCGCGCCCACGUCCGCGUCCGCGAUACGCCCCAGCCGGCGGGUGGCUGCUUGCCGCGCCAUUAGCCGACCGCGCUCCCGGGCUCGAGGUCGCGUCGCGCAGCAGCGACGUGGAGUUCCAGCCAGGGGGCAGGAUGCGCCUGCCAUCGCCACCGCCCGCGGGGGGCGUGACGCUACCGCUGGCGGCGUGCCCACCGGCGGCGGCAGGGCCGCCGCCCCCAUUGCCUGCCUCCGAUGGUGGCCGGCGGGCGGCUGCCUGCGACCGCGGCGAGAGCGGCGGCGGCGCUGGCGACGCCGGCGCUGCCCUCGGUGGGGUCGACAUCUGCGGCAGUUCGAACUCCUGCGAUGCCUGCGAGGCGUUGGAGUCCUGAGAUGCGCUCGAUCUUGCCUCGGCCGGCGGCGUCGCAUCCUCGGGCUCCUGCGUGGCGUUGGGGUCCACGCCGCCGCCUCCGCCGCCUCCGCCGCCUCCGCCGCCUCCGCCGCCUCCGCCUCCGCCGCCUCCGCCGCCUCCGCCGCCUCCGCCUCCGCUUCCGCCGCCGCCGCCGCCGCCGCCGCCGCCGCCGCCGCCGCCGCCGCCGCCGCCGCCGCCGCCGCCGCCGGGCUCCUGUGUGGCGUCAGCGUCGUCGUCGGAUUCAC
Messenger RNA from Emiliania huxleyi CCMP1516, 921 nucleotides. RefSeq lists its product as hypothetical. Gene Ontology annotation, molecular function: ice binding. The annotation marks the transcript as partial. NCBI's taxonomy places the organism in Eukaryota, Haptophyta, Isochrysidales, Noelaerhabdaceae. The transcript has a single exon. The record is from RefSeq and is a predicted model, not a curated record.